Paramecium sonneborni is the source of this 792-nucleotide messenger RNA. NCBI's taxonomy places the organism in Eukaryota, Ciliophora, Oligohymenophorea, Peniculida, Parameciidae. The record is from the annotation of a GenBank genome assembly.
AUGAAUAAAUUUAGCAGAGAAGAAUUUUUAUUCUUAGCUAGAAUAGCACAAUAAACAGAGAGAUUUAAUGAUAUGAUUGAAUUCAUUAAACAUUUCUUGGAUUAGGAAUUAAAUAAAGAAGAAAGAAGCAUAUUAUCAGCAGCAUAUAAAAAUGUGGUAUCGAUCUAAUUGAAUAUUCAAAUUUAUAGGUAGGUAAUAAGAGAGCAGAAUUAAGAGUACUUACUGCCAUAGAAUAAAAAGAAUCUAGAAAACAAACAGACCAAUACACUUUAAAUUAUAUUAGAAAUUACAAACAUAAAAUUGAAGGAGAACUCAAAAAUUCAUGUUCUGAAAUACUGAAUCUGAUUGAUAGCACUUUAUAUCCAAAUGCAAAAUAAGUUGAUAGCAAAGUGUUUUAUUUAAAAAUGAAAGGAGAUUAUAAUAGAUAUUUAGCAGAAUUUUUAUUAGAUAAUGAAUAUCAUGGUGCUGUAGAAUAAGCUACAUAAGCUUAUAAGUAAUUCUUUACUUAUUCUAAAUAUUAGAGAAGCAGAUGUACUUGCUAAAUCAAAUUUAUCAACUACAUCUCCAAUUAGAUUGGGAUUACAUCUCAACCAAUCAGUAUUUUAUUAUGAAAUCCUAUAAAAUGCAACUGAAGCUAUAAGAAUAGCCAAUGAAGCUUUUGAAUAAGCUAUUGCUUAAGUAGAUACUGUGAAUGAAGAGAAUUACAAAGAUUGUACUCUAAUCAUGCAAUUGUUAAGAGACAAUCUAACCUUAUGGAAUAAUCCUGAAGAAGAAGCUAAUGAUGAUUAAUGA